Molecule: messenger RNA, 692 nt
Organism: Filobasidium floriforme
Lineage: Eukaryota; Fungi; Basidiomycota; Tremellomycetes; Filobasidiales; Filobasidiaceae
Product: histone-fold-containing protein
Exons: 5
Coding region: 99-539 (146 amino acids)
Biological process (GO): chromatin remodeling; RNA polymerase II preinitiation complex assembly; positive regulation of transcription by RNA polymerase II
Cellular component (GO): negative cofactor 2 complex
Molecular function (GO): TBP-class protein binding; general transcription initiation factor activity; protein heterodimerization activity
Source: RefSeq, a predicted model, not a curated record
UGCUCGCGUCGCUGCUCCGUUCAAUCGACCUCGCGGACGAUUAGCAGAACGAACAGACUCGACCCUAGCCAGACCAAACAAUAGACCCGGAGACCGUCAUGUCGGAGCCAGAGGAGACUCUUCCUCGAGCUACGGUUCAGAAGAUCGUCAAGGAGAUCCUUUCCAAUGCCGAGAACGACCCUUCGACAAAAGAGUUCACAUGUGCCAAGGAGACUAUCGAUGUUCUGAGCACAGCAUGUGUCGAAUUCAUCAAGCUGAUCGCCCUAUCUGCCAAUGACGAAUGUGAGAAGGACAAGAAAAAGACCAUCGCUCCCGAGCAUGUGAUUUCCGCGAUGGACACAAUCGGGAUGGAGCAGUACAAGGAGGACUUGACAGCGACGUGGGAUGCUAGCAAAGAGCAGGCCAAGGCCAUCCAAGAGAGACAGAACAAGGCUUUCAAGACGAACGGGAUGUCCGAUGCCGAACUCGCAGCCGCACAGGAGAAGCUUUUUGCCGCCAGUCUGGCUCGAUACCAAGGCUCGGACGUCAAGCCCGAGUAGCGGAGUAUGAACGCCACAAGAGAAUCCAAGAUGUGCUUUCUACGUUGUAUGAAUAAGAUGUAUCCGAGAUAUCAUGGGAGCAUACACAGCUUGAGCACCCGAUGCAUGCCCUUGGCAAGAUGAAGCCAGGACUGACACGGCUGUCACGACCGC